AUGGAUGUUCCUUCCAAAUCUGAGGGGAAACAAUCUAAUAAAUGUUGACCCUCAAAAAGACUGUAGCACAGCAUCAAACGACCUAGUUUACAUCAUGGAUGGUUCCUCAAGCGUGGGCACCCCAGACUUCAAUCUGGCCAAAAGAUGGCUGGUCAACAUCACCAGUGGUUUCCAAGUGAGCUCCCGUCACACCCAGGUGGGCGUGGUCCAGUACAGCGACACGCCCCGUUUGGAGAUCCCACUGGGCAAGCACCUGAGCAGCCCGGAGUUGGUCGGAGCCAUCAACGCCAUCAGCUACCUAGGGGGCAACACACAGACGGGCAGGGCCAUCAAGUUUGCCACGCAGCACGUCUUUCCGUCCUCCACACGCACGCACCCUGCGAGAAAUCGCAUCGCGGUGGUGCUAACGGACGGCCGUAGUCAGGACGACGUGGUGGACGCCGCUGUGGAGGCCAAGGCCCAAAAUAUCAUCCUAUUCGCUGUCGGCGUGGGCAAUGAGAUCCUCAACUCAGAGCUGGUGUCCAUGGCCAACGAGCCCCCGUCAACAUACGUCCUCUACGCUGAGGGCUACAGUUCCAUAUCUAACAUCCAGGACGCCAUGCAGCAGAAGCUGUGUCAGGAAUCUGUGUGCCCUUUGCAGAUCCCAGGCACAGCCAAUGUAAAAGGAUUUGAACUGCUGUCUAGAAUGCAGAUUGACAUUAAGUCAAAGAAAGUCCAAGGCUCUCUAAUGUCAGAGACAGCAUACUUGCUAAGCCCACAACUGGACCUGACAGACAACACCAGAGACAUCUUUCCAGACGGUCUCCCUCCCUCUUUCGUGUUUGUGGCUACUGUGCGCCUGAAGAGCCCAACCAACCAUGUGAAGUUUGAUCUGAUCAGAGUGCUCUCCUUGGACGGGCGGAAACAAUUUGCUGUGACACUCAAUGGACUGGGCAAGUCUGUCACAUUUACCAGUACAACAAGCACAAUCAACAAGGAAGAUCAGUCUGUCAUAUUCAACGACAGAGGCAUCAAGAGACUGUUUGACUCCCGGUGGCACCAAGUGAAGCUGCUGGUGAAGCCUCGGCGUAUCGUCUGUUACCUGGACAACAUGCAGAUAGAAGAACAACUACUAGAACCGGUUGUUCCCAUCUACAUCCAAGGAAAGACACAGGUUGCCAAGAAGUUCAAGAUGGAAGCAACAGUCCCUAUUGAGAUACAGAAACUAAGGCUUUAUUGCGACCCUGAGCAAAGUGACAAAGAGAUGGCGUGUGAAAUCAGUUCUGUGGCGGAUGACAGGUGUCUCCUGAACAGACAACCUGCAGCAGUAGAGAGCUGUAACUGUCCCCAGGGGAAACCUGGGCCUCCUGGACUUCCCGGGCCUAUGGGCUUCCGUGGUGAGAAAGGAAGGGAGGGGCCUCCUGGCCCUGAUGGUAAACCUGGGAAGCCAGGUGAACGUGGAACACCAGGAGAACCAGGGAAGGAGGGGAACAAAGGCGACGCAGGCAUACCAGGGCAAAAAGGCCAAGCAGGACUCAAAGGGGACCAAGGCCAUACAGGAGCUCCAGGCCUUGAUGGUCAACCAGGGCCUCCUGGAUCUAUGGGACCAGGGAGGCAACUUGAACUGGAGGUCACAGGAGUUCCUAUAGAAAAGGGAAGUAAGGGGGAAGCCGGAGCUCAGGGACUCCCAGGGGAACCUGGACCAAAGGGGGAAACUGGACCAGCAGGCAAGGACUGCAUAUUGGGACCUGCUGGAAUGAAGGGUGAGAAAGGAGAAGUUGGGUUUCCUGGUCCAGAUGGAAAUAUUGGAGUUCCGGGAAUACGAGGCUUUCCUGGGCAGACUGGACCUGCAGGACCUCAGGGGGAAAGAGGCCCAACAGGACCAGAAGGGUUGACUGGACCAAAAGGACCUCAGGGCACCCAGGGUCCGAUUGGUCCACCCGGAGCGUCUGGACGUGACGGACUUAAGGGGGCCCAAGGAGCAAGAGGAUUAGAAGGAUAUCCCGGGAUGCCUGGACUAAAAGGGGUGGAGGGUGAACCAGGGAUUCAAGGCUUGCCAGGUGACAGAGGCCUGCCGGGAUUCAAUGGUCAAAAGGGGGAGACAGGAGAACCUGGUCCCAGAGGAAUCCAGGGUGAGAAGGGAAAUGAAGGCGUGUCUGGGACCCCCGGGACAAACGGUGAAGCUGGGCUCAAAGGAAGCAAAGGAGAGAAAGGUGUACCAGGGGAUACUGGAACCAGAGGAGCUGAGGGGAGGAAAGGAGAGGUUGGUCUGAUGGGAGCUACUGGGCCUCGUGGCUCUCCUGGACAGGAUGGACUACCGGGGCAAUCCGGAGAGCCGGGAUACCCAGGGAAACCUGGGAAGCCGCCGUCUGAUGAACACCUGAUGAAGCUUUGUGCUGCAGUGAUUCGGAGUCAGCUUCCUCAGCUUCUACAGAUGACUGCAUCAAAAAGUCAAUGUGGGCAGUGUGAGACUGUGAAGGGGCCACCCGGUGAGCCUGGCCUUCCCGGCCCCAAUGGCCCCAACGGAACCCCAGGGUACCCUGGACUGCCCGGCAUACGGGGCUACCCUGGACAGCCAGGCCGGAUUGGGCCCCAGGGACUCAAAGGAGAUAUUGGACCCAUGGGACCGAAAGGUUCCAAAGGAGAUGGUGAAACUGGGAUGUCUGGACCUCCUGGCCCAGAAGGUCUCCAGGGGCCCAGAGGCAGUGAUGGACAAGGUGUCACAGGACCACCCGGUGAACCAGGGAAGUCAGGGAUCCCUGGUAUACCAGGAAAGCGUGGCCCUCCUGGGGCCAACGGCUUUUGCGUUCCCUCCUCCUGCUACCAGGCCGUCCUCAGAGAGGAACGCUACAACAAAGGACCCAACUUCUAGUUCUCAACUGGAAAUCGGGACAUUUUAACAGGGCUUUUUAAAGUUUGAGUCAGAAAGAUUGAUACUGAUACCUGGGAAAUGAAGGUCUGUCUGAAAAGUGAGUAAACCCUUGGAGUGGUACUGAAUAUCUCUAGGGUUAAGCUUUUGUUUCAUGUGAGAUGGUCCAAUUAGAUUUAAAACAACAAAAGAGAGGAGAGGGUACAACAAAAUUAAGCAGAUUAGUAUCUAGCCAAACAACGUUGUUUGACACCAUCAGGUCAGAGACUAAUGGUCACGAGUAAUAAGUAUUGCUGAUUCAGGAUUUUAGUACCCAAUUACACAUACCAAAUUGACAAUAGGUCAGUUAUUUUCAUUUCACUUUGUACCAGUGCUGAGGUAUAGAAACUCACCACAUGAAUUGCACUGCCUUACUUAAACUACCUCUUUGUUGUAUCUCAUGCAUUAAACAAAAUACAGAGUGAAAGGUAGCCAUUGUUAAGUGAUCUUGAAUGAUUCACGGUAUGCUCAAGAGGAACACUUGGAACACCAGAUUCUGCAUCAGAAGUCUUUCACAAUAAAGCAACUCCAUACUUCCACUCAAGGAUUCAUUUUGACUAGCUACAACAUUAAGAUAAAUAUCUGUUACACUACAAAUAAUUUAUUUGCCAUUUCAACCUAGCUUGAUAGCCAUUUAUUUGCAUCGCUUCUACGGGUAUACAAGUAUUUAUUGACCUGUUCAUAAAGAUGUUUUUUUGUAUUUUAUUAGUUUUGUGCAUUUUUCUUCUACUAUUAGUUUUAGUCACCCUCCUGCUGAAUGAAAAUGAAAGUGUUUUCUAUCAGUAUGCUUUCUGUGUCAUAAAUCUGAAUACUGUGACCUGGUUAACUAUGUAGAACCUUCCUGAUAU
Esox lucius (northern pike) is the source of this 3735-nucleotide messenger RNA. Its product is annotated as vWFA and Collagen domain-containing protein. The transcript is spliced from 29 exons. The coding region runs from base 5 to 2851 and encodes 948 amino acids. NCBI's taxonomy places the organism in Eukaryota, Metazoa, Chordata, Actinopteri, Esociformes, Esocidae. The record is from RefSeq and is a predicted model, not a curated record.